Messenger RNA from Miscanthus lutarioriparius, 738 nucleotides. The record is from the annotation of a GenBank genome assembly. Lineage: Eukaryota; Viridiplantae; Streptophyta; Magnoliopsida; Poales; Poaceae.
AUGGAAGGAGACGCCCCCGGUGGUGGCGAAGGUCUUACGCUGCUGGGGUUGUGGGCGAGCCUGUUCGUGAUCAGGGCGCGCAUCGCGCUCAACCUCAAAGGCCUCACCUACGUUUACACCGAGGAGAACCUCUCUGACAAGAGCGAGCUUCUCCUCAAGUCCAACCCCGUGCACAAGAAGGUGCCCGUUCUCAUCCACGACGGCAAGCCUGUCUGCGAGUCUCAGAUCAUCGUGCAGUACAUAGACGAGGCUUUCCCAAACGUCGCCGGCGCGCCCAUCCUUCCCUCUGACCCUUACGACCGUGCGGUUGCUCGCUUCUGGGCCUCCUACGUCGACGACAAGUUGUACCGCACGUGGGUACCCAUUUUCAGAGGCAGGACGGCCGAGGAGAGGGUGCAGGCGGCGACGCAAGUCGUGGCGGUUCUCCAGACGCUGGAACAGGCGUUCAAGAAGUGCUCCAAGGGGAAGCCGUUCUUCGGAGGGGACAGCGUGGGGCUCGUGGACGUCGUGCUGGGCGGCCACCUUGGAUGGCUGUACGCCACCGAGGCCAUCUGCGGGGUGAAGGUCGUCGACGCCACCAAGACGCCGCUGCUGGUGGCGUGGGCACAGCGGUUCUGCGCGCUGGACGCUGUGAAGGGGCUGAUUCCGGACGUGGACAGGCUUGUGGAGUAUAACAAGACCAGGCGGGCCGGCCUUGGGCUGCCGCUGCUCCUGCCGUACGUGGAGCUGCAGCAGUAA